Messenger RNA from Cylindrotheca closterium, 588 nucleotides. Lineage: Eukaryota; Bacillariophyta; Bacillariophyceae; Bacillariales; Bacillariaceae. The record is from the annotation of a GenBank genome assembly.
AUGGUAGACAAGAGCCGAGGUUUUUGUUUGUACCACAAAAAUGGGUCCAUUUUACGCGUGGUAGAAGAGGAAUCGGAAAUGCAAUCCAUCUUUUCCAAAGUCUUGGGCGCGUUUGAACAAGAACAACGAAAACGAUAUGGCGGUAAUGGUGGUAAUGGUGGUAAUGAUUCAACGGAGGGUAUUGCUAGAAAUGAAUCCCUUUCUGCUACUGCAACUGCAACUGCUACUGCUGCAAGUGGAAAUCUUGCUCUGGAACCAGCUUCAUCCUCUGCCGCUCCGGCUCGAGUGUCGCCUGAUAGUAUCAAUACUGUGGACGAUCCAAUGACAGCUGCGACGAAUGCUAAUAACAGAGCGAAUGCGACAAAACAAGCGUCCGGUGAAUCUUCCAAAGAAAAGGCUUCUUCGUCUUCUCCUCCUCCUCCACCAUCCACGCGGCGAUCGAGGCGUCAAAGCUCGAAGCGUGGUGGUGUUGGCAAUAAUAAUGGUGAUGAAGGACUCGUGUCGUUGACGUAUAGCUAUGGAUCCAUGGAUUGGGAUGCCAUUGAAAUGUGCUGGAAACCAAAUAGAGGAAAGAGGAAGAAACUCUAG